Messenger RNA from Colletotrichum godetiae, 849 nucleotides. Its product is annotated as phospholipase/Carboxylesterase superfamily protein. The record is from RefSeq and is a predicted model, not a curated record. Lineage: Eukaryota; Fungi; Ascomycota; Sordariomycetes; Glomerellales; Glomerellaceae. The transcript has a single exon. Gene Ontology annotation, cellular component: cytoplasm. Gene Ontology annotation, biological process: protein depalmitoylation. The coding region runs from base 1 to 849 and encodes 282 amino acids. Gene Ontology annotation, molecular function: carboxylic ester hydrolase activity; palmitoyl-(protein) hydrolase activity.
AUGCCUCCCCGGAUCCCAACCCCAGAAGACUUCACUCAAGUCCAAAAACUCCUCCCCCUAACCCUAGCCUUCCCAAACCCCCCAGAAUCCACAACCGCAAUCCUCCUCCUCUUCCACGGUCUAGGCGACUCCGAGGCCCCCUUCGCCUCCUUCGCCCGCGCAAUGUCCCUCCCGGGCGUCCUCUCCAUCUCCCUUCGCGGUCCUUCCCCGCUACCUCCAUCCAUGCUGCCCGACGAUGAUGGCUCCGCAAACUCCGCCGCCGGCGCACCGGGCCACUUCCACUGGGGCGACGACAUCACCUUCGACCCCUCCACAGACGCCCUCGCCACGGACCCAGGCUUCUCCAAAUCCUCCACCCUAGUCGUGGACCACCUCAUCCGCGACACCCUCAUCGCCCGCUGCGGCUGGGAGCUCAGCGACAUCAUCCUCUUCGGCUUUGGCCAAGGCGGGUCCUUGGCCUUGGGCAUCGCAUCGCAGCUCCGUCUCGGCCCAAAAGUCGUCGACGUGACGGAUCUUUCCCCUAGUUCCUCCACCACUGCUCCUACCGCUUCUGCAUCGAAACCAAAGAGGAACGACAGCCACUUUGACGAAAACACGCUCAAAGGCGUCCUUUCCAUCGGAGGCCCCCUACCGCCCUCCAUGGUUCCCACAGUCAGCGCGCGGGGCAAGUGCAAGACGAAAGCGUGUCUCGUCCAGCUUAACGACGACGCCUUUGAUGCUGUAAAGGAAGAGUUCCUCGACGUCAGGCUCGUCAAGUGGAAAAGGAAAGACGUGGCUAUGCCCCGUGAUCGGGAGGAGAUGUUCCCCCUCAUGAAGUUCUUUGCGGAAUGCCUCAAGAGCGGUUGGUGA